AUGCGAGUUUGCAGAGGAAAAAACGCAUUCUAUCCAUUCGAUGGAUUCCUUCCUAUUCAACUCAAGAAACCAUUUCAUUCUGAUACGACUAAAAUGCCAUCAGCAGCUGAACAUAUUCAAGAAUUGAUUCAUCAAUAUCCUGUGGUUGUUUUCUCCAAAUCAACAUGUCCGUAUUGUCGAACAGCGAAGAAGCUUCUAUCGAAAUAUAAUUUAGAAGACAAGUAUUACGUACUCGAACUGAAUGAACUAUCGAAUACCGAUGAAUAUCAAGAUGAAUUAAAGAAUUUAACUGAUGAUCGCACCGUACCACGAAUAUUCAUUGGCGGCAAAUGUAUUGGCGAUGAAGAAGAUUUGGAAAAUUUAGAAAAACAAGGUGAUUUAACAGUUUUAUUGAAAAAACAUAAAGCGAUCGAAGACUUGUAA
Messenger RNA from Adineta ricciae, 423 nucleotides. The record is from the annotation of a GenBank genome assembly. Lineage: Eukaryota; Metazoa; Rotifera; Eurotatoria; Adinetida; Adinetidae.